AUGGCCGGUGCACGCAACCUGUUCGACGAUAUGUCGGCCGCGCGCGUGCAGUCACCGUCCACCGUGCAGGCCCCUCCGUCUUUCGCGCAGACAAUGCCGACGACCCUGCCAUAUCCUUCGACACAGCAGGCUCCCCAGCCACCUCCCAUUGACACACAGGAGGGCACAACUGCCGGUCCCGGCAGCAUAAACAUCGCGGAGGAGCCGUUGUUCGGUGAGGCCCUCACACAAGCCGCAGCUGCACAAGCUCGAGCCCGCCGGAAGGGGACCGCGAUUCGGCGCCGGAUCUAUGAAUACUUCCAUGAACAUCGCAAAUAUGGACAGGAGCCAUUUGAGAGCGACCGCAGCGAAAUAUCGCUCCAAAAGAGGUGGGGAGCAAUUCAAACGGAAUGCAACAAGUUCCAGGCGGCGUAUGAUCACGCGAAGCGGGUCCCCGUUAGUGGCAUGGGUGUGAAGGACUUGGUGUGGCGAGCUUUGGAAUUCUACAAAGUCAACAAUGGAGAGAAGACCUUUGCCUUCCCUCAUUGUUGGAAGGAACUCCACGGCACCCCCAAGUUCCAGGAGGGGUACGAGGGGUACAUGGCGACCUUGACUGGCAACAAUCCCGCCAAAGAUGCCACUGUCAUUGACCUUGAUGGUGGGCAGCCUUGCGGUAGCUCCGCUUCUCGUGCAAGUCGUCCACGCGGCCACAAGUCAACCAAAGCCGACAUGAAGCGUGAUGCUUCGUCCAUGCUAUUGUACGGCACUUUGAAGGAGAUGCAUGCGGACAGAGAGGUGUCCACGGACAAGAGGGAUGAGAGGAGGCGCCGGGAGAAAGAAGAGGACAGGAAGAAAUUCUUUGAUGUCCAGCAGAAGAAGCUUGAGAUUGAAGAGGUCAAGGCCAAGACCAAAGCUAAAGAACUUGAGCUCAAAGAGAGAGAACUUGAGCUCAUAGCAAUGGCAAGGGCCAAAGAGGUGGAGCUGAAGGCGAAGGAAGUUGAGCUCAAACGCCAAGCCGAGGACAACCUCAUCAUGAACGCCGACUUGACCAACAUGAGCGAGGCAAAGAGAGCUUGGUUCGAGAAGAGACAGAAGGAGAUCCUCGAGCGCCCAAAUUGAGUUAGACAAUCUCAAUUGUAAUUUUUAUAUUUUUCUCAAACUAUGGCACAUUUUAUUUGAU
Lolium perenne is the source of this 1159-nucleotide messenger RNA. Lineage: Eukaryota; Viridiplantae; Streptophyta; Magnoliopsida; Poales; Poaceae. The record is from RefSeq and is a predicted model, not a curated record.